AUGUGACUCAUCAGCAAAAAUUUAACGGAAGAACCAAAAAAGGACCGGAUUUUAAAAUUUAGGGACUAAAAAGGGGAUUUUUUCAGUACAGGGACCAAAAAAUGGCUUUUUCCUAUAGUAGAGGGCCAAAAAGGGUAUUUAACCAAAAAAAUACUACAUCACAUUCAAUUUUGUUUUUAACUGAUUACAAUUUUGGGGAGGAAUUUUAACCCUUAUGAUGGGAAUCAAGAUGACUCCACAUGGACCACGUUAAGAGAUCCAUUACACAUUCCAAGAGGUCUAGUCAUGAGAGCUAGAGUUAGGAAGAUGCGAAAAGCUUUAAAUGGCCUUAUUGAGCAGAUAUGGGUUGAUAACAACAUGCAACAAGGUGUGACAUCAACCGACUUUAUACCUUUGGUUCUUGUUGCGUCAUAGACAACGGGUUAAGGUUUUUACUUUUGGUUCUUGUUGUGACAUAAACAACAGGUUAAGGUCCUAUUAUAAAUCUGAUUUGGUUUUCCUAGAGUUUUGAAAUCCCUUAUCGUGUUAUGGGUCUCAUUGUUCUCUUUGGGGUUCUCAUCGUCUUGGUAUCAAAGCAUCAACUCCUAAAUCAAGUUUGCGUAUAUUUAAUUUUCAGUUUUUAUAGUCAAAAUCAAAACAAAAAGGUUAAAUACCCUUUUUGGUCCCUCUACUAUAAGGAAAAAGCCCCCUUUUGGUCCAUGUAUGAAAAAAUCCCUUUUUUGAUCCCUAAAUUUUAAAAUCUGACCAUCUUUUAAUCCUUUUAUUAAUUUUUGCUCAUGUGGCACGUUAACUUAAUUGGAACAGCUGACGUGAAUAUGCCAACAUG
Molecule: messenger RNA, 826 nt
Organism: Rubroshorea leprosula
Lineage: Eukaryota; Viridiplantae; Streptophyta; Magnoliopsida; Malvales; Dipterocarpaceae
Source: the annotation of a GenBank genome assembly